This is a messenger RNA of Bemisia tabaci, 7348 nucleotides long. The record is from RefSeq and is a predicted model, not a curated record. Lineage: Eukaryota; Metazoa; Arthropoda; Insecta; Hemiptera; Aleyrodidae.
AUCGGGAGCGCGACGCACGGCGCAUCCCAACUCCGACUCCGGGACUCUGGACGUCGCGCCGCGCCAAGCCGCCCCGGCAAAAUACGCAUGACACGACCGCUAUCAAGUCACCGCCGGGGGAUUUCGCGGUCGCCGCGCCAGUCAGAGUAUGCCACCCGCCGAGCACCCACGCCCGCUGCCGUUCUCCCCUUCGCGCCGCGCCACACAAAACCCACGCACCGCUGCUCGGCAGCUUGCAUCGCUUCCACGUGACCGCAACGCGUAUCUGCGCUGCGGGUUGCGUCCGUGUGACCGCUAUAACGCAACUGGAAUGCGUAUCUGCUUUGCGGGUUGCGUUCGUUCAGCCGUGUGAAGGGCAUCGCGUCGCCGGUAGACUAAUGUGUUAGUGUUUUUGUUCCGAGAAUGUAAAAAUUAAAAUUAAAAGAGGUAUAAGGAUUAAAGACACUCAUUUUUUACCGGAGAAUUAUUACGUGCGGCAAUUACUCGGGAAUAGGGAUCCGUGCGUUGACUUGUGAAUUCGAUGCGGUUCGAAGAGGUGGAAAAAACAUGUAAGCUUUAUCCUGUUCUCAAAUAAGUAUAUUGAAUUUUAAGAGUUCCCUUACGAGUAUCUGUUCGCUGAACUAUUAGAAUUUACGUUGUGUGUGGCUACGUGUUAAACAUAUAAUAGUUCACUCAGAAACUUUACACUAAAAUGAAGUGAAAUAUAGUGAAUUCCGAAGUUUCAAUUAAGGCUUAAGUUUUUGCAGCUCAUCUGAGAUAACCGUACGGCGUAGUUCAUACCUACACGUGAAAACUAAAGUUCAUCUUUGUGUUGUGACGCUUACUUGAUGCUUGUCGGAAAAGCGAUUUUUUUUUAAAAUUAUAGCUUUCACCGGUGACAUCAUUAUCUGAAAUACAAUUUGAAAGAAAUCUAAAAUAAUAAAAUACAAACAAAUGAGAGAUUUUCAUCUGAAAGGAAACACUAGGACUCUUGACUGUGAACGGUGCGGUGAGUGGAUGGUGCAAAAAACGCAACCUGGUGUAUUUAAGGACGCAUUUUGGAGAGGAUAAGAAACGCGCGGUGCAUCAUCGACGAAUUUUUCCUCAAGGUCUAAACUGACACGCUAAGAUCAUAGGCUCGGAAUCCACCCUGAUAGUCCUCCUGGAAAUGAGGCGAACGACCUGAUGAAAGGGGAGCCGACCGCCGUUGGAGAUCCCGGAAGGCGUGACGAGAAGCUGCGGACCAAUGCGCGUGGACUAGUCUCGAAAAUGCCACGAGCGAUUCCUGGCGAGCAAGAGACAUGGACGCCUCGGUAAGAUCCCUCAUCGUCGCUCUCAUCGUGGUCGGCAUUUGCGGGGAGCGGACCCCCAGCUCCGGCGAUGCGCCGACCCCCAGCUCCAUCUGCUUCGCCGCGGGCCACGGCCGAUUUUGCGCGCACCUCCGAGCUGCCGGAAACCUGAGCGCGGCGCCGAGCAUCGACUUCGUUCCCAACCUGGUCCUCCCGGUACCAUUCGCCUCCGCGCUCAACCUCUCCCACAAUGCAAUCGCCAACCUGAGGUUCCGGACGUCGACGAUCCAGCUCAUCGUCGACUACGCGCGGAACCUCACCUUCGACGAUCCCGCUCAGUUCAAGACCGCAACCUCACUCAGCGGUUUACAAUCUUUGAUCCUCAGCCACAAUAGGUUGCGGAACAUCCGAGGAAUCUUCACUCCUCUAGAAAACCUCCGACACUUGGACUUGUCGUACAACCUCAUCGUGGACAUCGACGAGGCCUUUGCUGAGAGUUCGCGGCUCCUGACUCUGGCGCUCAACAAUAACCAGAUCGAGAGUUUGCGGCGGGAGACGUUCGACCACCUGCGGAACCUCCAAACCCUGGACCUGUCCGGGAACCGGUUCACUCGGUUGAACCUGGACAUCUUCGAGUACCUGAGCGACCUCCUGGUGCUCCGAUUGAACGACAAUUUCCGCAGCUCGGAGGAGAACUUUAUUCUGAGCGCUGGGCAGAGGUUCGAACGGUUAGAAAUGGCCGCCACGAUGCUGACGCGAAUUCCGAUAGCGCUGACCAGGUCCAUCAGGGAGUUGGAUUUGUCUGAUAACGAGCUGGUCUCGCUCCAGUGCGGCGAGAUGGACAGCUAUCCCCUCCUCCGGAAUCUGACUCUGAAAGGCAAUAAACUAACGACGGUCGAGGAGGACAGUCUGGGUCGGCUGGAGUAUCUGCUGGAAUUGAACCUGCACGGCAAUCAUCUCCGGCAAAUCCCACUGAGCCUCCCACCAGGAUUGCGCUACCUAGAUCUGGGGGCUAACCGCAUCGAUAGUGUAAAUAGCACGGAUCUGCAAGGACUAGCAAACCUGCGGGUCUUAAUACUGAAUAGAAAUAAAAUCGAGUACAUAGAGGAGACAGCUUUUAAUGCAAUUAGCAGUUUAGAUCACUUAGACUUGUCGAAUAAUCCGAUAGUAGUGCUUACCAAUAGACAUUUCGUAGGUCUGAGGGUUGUGAAUUUACAGCUAUCAGGCCUGGAUCGACUUAGCUGUGCAGGCAUUGUAAGCUGCGAUAAGACGUUUCCCUUCACCGAGCUGGACCAUGUUGAAAAGAUCGACUUGGAAUCGAGUCCGGUGCUCGCUCAUCAGCUGGCGCUGGACCAGUCUGCUCAGCAAGCCUUGAGCCGUUUGAGGUAUUUGAGUCUGGCUAACGCCAAUUUGACGACCUUGAAUCAUAUAUUGGCGAAAAAUCUUAGACGCCUGGACACGCUCGAUCUAUCUCAGAAUCCACUCAACUGCUCAGGGCUAAGCUGGUUGAAAGAGUGGCUGUUGAGUUUGAAACCUAAUUUUACAGAUGAAAGCUCCGGCGAGGCAAAUAGGAGGGAUGAAUCCGUCACAAUAAGUAUACAAUUAACGCAAGAAAACGUUCCCGACCGACAAAAAAAUGAAAGCGUUGAAGUUCAAAUUCCCGUUUGCUUUUCACCGGAGCAGGAACGCGGAAAGUAUCUGACUGAUUUGAAGUUUGAAACAACGAGCGGUAAGAAAGCCGACCGGGCCGAUGUACCUAAACUUGAAGGUACGAAGAUCAAAGAGCGCUAUGAAGAAAAAUCAACCGAGCAAAUUCAUCCGCCUACCAAAACAAAUAAACUACCUGAAGAUACAAAGACUAGUAGAAAAAGCAAAAACUUGACUUCAAUGAAAGAACGAACGGAAGCGAAAAAAUCGACGGUUCAGGAGAUCCAAACUUCUGCACCCGAACAACUCGUGCUUUUGAAAACAGAAGGACUGAAUCAUGAAGGUUCCGAUAUCGGUGAUGUGGUUUCAAACUCCGUUUCGACGGUGGAAAAAAGUGAUGAGGUUUAUUACCAAAGCGACGAACCUGACGUUAACACGACGCAAUCGAAGAGUCCCGCAGUACUUAAGAGUUUUGGCGUACUGCACAGCAAAGACGUAGAGUACGCGACGACCGAACCUAUCCAGGCUGACGGUCCUUUCGCAUCGAGUCUGACGUCAUCGGAACUCGACGAGGCAAAAGCAUCAAAACUUGAGGUGAAAACCAUAAAUAAGACGCACAUUCAAUUGAGCCGAUCAGGAUCCCGAAGAAAUCAGAACGUUUCGAGACCCGAAUCACGAUUUAAUGAGACCGGUAAUCCAACAACCACACCUGCGCAUGAUAAUCACACUUCCGUUAAGGUACCUGAAAGCACAACAGCUAAAAAAACUAAAAAUUCUCAGAUCGGCUCUCACGAUUUGGCCCCCGCAGGAAAUUCCUCGAUCACAAAGCAAGAGCCGAGCGAUUACUCAGUCAUGACGCACACAAGUGAGGGUAGCCCAAAGUACAAUAGUAGUGCCAAAGUUACUGCCGAUAGUAAAAGUAGCGUUAAAGGAAAAUAUGGUAAGAGUGAUAACCGAAGAAUUGUUUCCACAACCACCAUAGAUCCUACAAUGUCAGAAACAUCGGAAAAAGUCAACGAGCAGACGACCACGACGCAAAAACCGCGCAAGAGCAAAACACAUGACGAACGUUUUGGAUCGCGGCCGGCAAGGAAGAAACUGAGUAAAAAAAUAAAAAACGAAACGACAAGCCAGGCAAUUACGCCACCUACACUCCAGGAGACGACCGUCAGUUCCGAGAAACAAGAAGAAGAGACGAGGUCAAGAAAAGAUCAGACGAAGCGAGAAAAAAUUGAAGAGACUCGAAUAACAGGUACGAAAAACAGCAACGGCAAAUUCACAGAGAGAGGACGUGCUCUGAUGACUCAUAGUGAAAUAAUACCUGAUACAGUUAAUGACAAAAUCCCCCAUAAACAAGAAGAAAGAACGGCUGAGAGACUAGGCACAGAUCUGAAGUCCAACACUCCAAAGCAUGUUCCAGAAGUAAACGAUAGAAGCAGCCCGUCCGACGAGGCAUAUGAUAAUUCACGAAUGAAUGACACGCCUGGACAUGUUUCAGAAAACAAGAACGUUACAGACAACAGUGAGCGUAAUGUAGGAAAACCAGUGAAAACUAGGAUGGACGGGAAAAGUCAAAAGAACAAUGAAAGUAGUAAAUCAACAUCAACUCCAACGUUAAAUGAAAGUAAAACAAAUCAGGGCGAAAACACUGGAAUCGAGAAGAACAAAGUGAUGAAUCUUGCAGAAAUGAUGGGACUACCGGUCGAUGAAACACCGAGCAACCAAAAUAAAAAUGAUAAGCAUCGCAAGUCGAGCAUAAUCGCAACUCCAGAUGAAAAAAUAGGUGUUGCCAGGGACAUAAGAAACGGCGGAUCUUCAGAUGGAGCGGUUAAUCCCUCACAGCAAGGCCUAUCCCGAGAGCAACUGAAAGGAGACAGCGACAAGACGUCGUCAGACCUGGGGAGCGAACAACUGGCGGACAAGAAGAUGGGCAAGGAGGAGCUGGACAAGGGCGGCUCGCACCCGGGGAUGCUCGUGUUUCUGCUCAUCGUCAGCGUGCUCCUCUUCACGUUGUCGCUCAUGCUCAUCUCGCACUGGACCUGGUGCCGACGGCUCAACAUGUACGAGCUCGGCGACCAGCAGAUCCUCGAGGAGAGCGACUACGAGAUAAAUAGUCUAACCAAUUUCAAGGAGCCGCAACGCUGGUGACUCGAGGCGCAGUCUCCCGGUAGCGAGGAGAGGUUCUGACUUUAUUCCACAAGAAGGUCCAGUUACACGAUCAAAUUGAGCCAUCAAAUUGGGCCUCUCAUUGGUCGCAUCCUCACCUCAGGUCUUUUUCCACCAAUCAGAGCUUCAAUUUGAUGACUCAAUUUGAUCGUGUAACUGGACCAUGAGCCACAGAGAGGAUUGGAAUCCAGAGUUUACUCAGACAGGUAAUGAUAACUGCGGACCAAUUGUUGAGAUUGAUAGACGAAGCGACAGACAAGGAGGACAUAAUGAGUUUGGAGCGAUCCUAUUGGUUAAUUUGGGUGGUCCUUACAGACUAAGGGGGUAAAUGAUGGACUAACUAUCGGGUCUCUCGUGAGUCGCCGUUAGUUAUAGUCUAUUAACUACCUCUUUGGUCUAUUUCAAUCACCCGCUUCCACCAAUAGGACCCCUCCAUAUAUCUUUUGUCUUCUUUCUCUAUAGCUUUCUCUAUCAAUUUCAACAAUCUACCCGCUGAACAGGUAUUUACAGAAGGGAGUAAACGCCUUUCCAGAAAUUGAGUUUUCGACGGAAUGCUGUGUUUUGAAGGUGGAAGCAUCGUACUUAUUGCCAAGGGACCAAAAUGAGGUUCUACCAAAAUUUCACUUUAAACGUCUUGUUUAACAUUUGGACUACAUUUUGGAAUCAGGAACUACGCUGGAACAAAAAGUCUCUCGGAUCUAGAGUCCAAACUCUUAAAAGAUUUGACAAGAAUGAAUACUCUUGAUUCAAUCGGAUUUUUGCUUGAAUUGAGAACCAAGCCUCAUAAUUUAAACGGUUUCCUUUCGAUUCAAAUAAAAUUUCGAUUGAAUCAAGAGUAUUUUUUCUUGUUAAAUUUUUUACAAGUCUGGACUCGGGAUCCAAAAGACUUCUUCCGAGUUUGAAAUUUCUGGCUCAUCCGUAACAUGUAUGAGCACGGGGAAACUAAUAGUAAAUAAUUUGUUUCAAACUGAGCCAGAAAUUGUUGUUCCCAAUUGCUAAAUGCGGUCCGUUUGAAAAACUGCUUUAAUGGAAAAAUACGAAAUUUCGGAGCCACCUUCCCCAGCAUAAGGAGUUUCCUAGUUAUUAAAGAUCACUGAAAACAGAAAGACUCAUGGAUCUAGAGUCCAGACUUUUAAAAAGUUGGACAGGAAAAAAUACUCUUUGAUUCAAUCAGAGUUUUUCUUAAAUUGACAGCCACGGCUCAUAAUUUAAGCGAAAAAUCCAUUCGAAUCGAGAGUAUUUAUUUUUGUCAAUUUUUUUAAGAGUCCGGACUCUGGAUCCAAGAGAUUUUUUUCCAGGGAAAGUAAGUAAGGGCACAAACUAUGAUUUUCAAUAUUGUUAUCAAACACGCAAGGUAUUCGACCGUCAUAAAUCUGCUAAAAAUGGCAGCGCUAGGCAGUUUUGUAGAAGAAAGGCAUAUCCACCAAAUUUUCGAAAUGCUUUAUUUCUUGCCCAAUCUCUUUUGUAAGCGUGAAGGAAUUUUUACGGUAGUCUAAUGAACUGGACUAAAUUUCGUUUGCUGUUUUCUGGAUAUCUGCACUUAAUUUGUUCUAAAUUAAUUGUUAAGUAGAUGUAGAACAUGCGAAAGACAUCCAUAACAGCAUACCUGCUGCAGCUGUAAUUAACAUGUAAAUGGAUUUGUAUUGAAUAUGGUGACUGUAAAUAGAACUUUUACUUUAUAGACUAAAUGAGUGAUUAUUAGUUGAUGUUCGACCACAUUAUUCUCUUUGAAAAAAUUGAAAAAAAGAGACUGUUUAUUGUGAACCUUAAGUUGAUUUGAGUGACUUUGAUCUUAGCUAUUUUGAUAAAAAUAACAACUAUCAAGUGUUGAAGCAGCUGAGAAAUGUACAGAUACACGCGUGCAAGGACAAUAGUUAUUCAACUGCAUACUAAGCGCUCAGUUCACAAACCAUUGAUAAAAUAUUAAAAAUAAAAAACAGGAAUGAUUUGCAAAUAAUAUAAAUUGCACAAUCUGAGGCAUAAAAAUCAACUGACGAGACACUUCUUAGCACUCAAUCUGUCAGAAAAAUAUGCUUCAACAUUCAAUAUUUUUAACAUGUGGCCAACUUUGAAAUUAUUUUUGUAUUAUUUGUAACAUAAGCUUUAAAUGUAAAAUAAAAACACUUUUGUACAUUAAACAUGUAAAUUUGUCGAGCGCUAUAUGAGCAAAGAACAUAAACAAAAUGCGCAUUCUUGUUUGUUGGCAGCUUUCCUUGUGUAAUGAGAAGAAUAAGUUGUUUUGAAAUAAAAAAGCAUAUUUCAUUUAA